This is a messenger RNA of Mus musculus (house mouse), 8255 nucleotides long. RefSeq names its product sarcalumenin (gene Srl). Gene Ontology annotation, molecular function: GTP binding. The transcript has 7 exons. The coding region runs from base 32 to 2761 and encodes 909 amino acids. The record is from RefSeq and is a predicted model, not a curated record. Gene Ontology annotation, cellular component: sarcoplasmic reticulum lumen; sarcoplasmic reticulum membrane. Lineage: Eukaryota; Metazoa; Chordata; Mammalia; Rodentia; Muridae.
GAGGAGCAGCUGGGCUCUCUUGGCAGUCACCAUGAAGGCGCUGCUCCUGCUCUGCUGUUUCCUGGCCUCCCUGCUGCUUUCAGGACAAGCAGAACUGCAAGUCUCUGCUUCGGGUGGCACGGAAGAUGUUGGCAAUUUGUUGGAGAAUCAUUUCUCUGCUGGAGACGCGAGUCUAGAGGAGAAGGAAAGGGCGCUUUAUGCAGAUGCGGCCCCUGGAGACAAGAACCUACUCCUUCACUACCCAGACGGCAGGGAGGCUGAGAGCUUGGAGCAGACUCCUGCAGGGGCCCCUUCCACUGCCAACGGCCAGGGCUCCGAAACCGAAGCUAGCCUGUCCAAUACCUCAGCUGCAGAGUCAGCUCCGCCUGGGGAUGUUGAAGGGCCUGGGGAGGAAGAGGAGGGCCCACAUGCAGCAGGCACCCUUCCUCCAGGAGGGAUUGAAGGGCCAGAAGAAGAGAGGCCACAGUUCAGUUCUGGGAAGGAGCCAGGGCAGGAGGAGGCUGGGGUGGGGGUUCCCACAGAGGGGGCUGCCAGUAUGGAGGCAGAAGUGCAAGAGGGAAGUAGUGGGGUCCCUGAGGAAUUACAGGGACUCUUAGGAGAUGGGCCUAUGAAUGAAGCAGCAGGGACAGCAGAGUCUGUAGUCACCCAGUCCUCUCCUCCCAUAGAGGGUAAAGAGGCAGAAGGUGAGGGCAACACAGGUUCUGAUCACCAAUCCACAGAGCUAGAUGGAACCCAGGAUGCCAUACCUGCCGGAGAUGAAUCGGAAGCCAGGGAGGGAGCAGAGGACAAGCCCCAGGACUACUCCCUGCAGUCAGAGGACACAGCCACUCCCGGGCCUGAUCACCAGCCCACAGACCUACAUGCAGCCUCUGACACGGCAUCUUCUGGAGUAGAGGCAGAAGAAGGUGCAGAGGAAUCAAAGGCUGAGGUGGACACAGAAUCUGGGGAGAAGGUUGAGGACCAGGGGGAGCCUAGACCUAGCCUGGAUGCUGGUUCAGCUAUAGAGGCCAAUAAACAGUCUGAGUACACCCAGGCAAGGGAGACAGAGAACGACUCUCCUGAGGGCCAGGUGUCAGGGAUGUCGGAGGAGGGCCUGGCUGAGGCCUCUUCUGAAGAAGAGGGUGGUGAAGAAGAUGGAAGUGAGAAUGGGGAAGUUCCAUUUAAAGAAGAGUCUGGAGAAGACAGUGGUGAUGGAGCUAGCUCAGAAGAAGAGGGGAGUACCCCUGGGGAGGCUGGAGAGCCCCAGAAAACACCAGGAGCCACAGGACAUGAGGAGGAAGGUCCCCAGCUUGAUGUGGAAGAUUUGAACACAGGGUUCGAAGGCAGCAAGACCCAGGACAUAGAAGCAGAGGCAUCCGAAGAGAGACAACAGGAGAGAGGGAAUCCCGUAAUUGCUCAAUGGGAGGUGGAGGAUGCGAGUGAAGAGGCUCCCCUGAGGGACCGCUCCCACAUUGACAAAACCCUGAUGCUGAAUGAGGACAAGCCAGCUGACGAUUACUCAGCGGUGCUGCAGCGACUUCGGAAGAUCUAUCAUACGUCCAUCAAGCCCCUGGAGCAGUCUUACAAGUACAAUGAGCUUCGGCAGCAUGAGAUCACAGACGGGGAGAUUACUUCCAAGCCAAUGGUGCUGUUCCUGGGACCGUGGAGUGUUGGCAAAUCCACCAUGAUAAACUACCUCCUUGGGUUAGAAGAUACUCGAUACCAACUUUAUACAGGUGCUGAACCUACCACCUCUGAGUUCACUGUCCUUAUGCAUGGGCCCAAGCUGAAAACCAUUGAGGGCAUCGUCAUGGCUGCUGAUAGUGCCCGAUCCUUCUCACCACUGGAAAAGUUUGGCCAGAAUUUUCUGGAGAAGCUGAUUGGCAUUGAGGUUCCCCACAAGCUUCUAGAACGAGUCACAUUCGUGGAUACACCAGGCAUCAUUGAGAACCGCAAGCAACAAGAAAGAGGUUACCCCUUCAACGAUGUGUGUCAGUGGUUCAUCGACAGAGCCGACCUCAUCUUCGUUGUCUUCGAUCCCACAAAGCUGGAUGUGGGUCUGGAGUUGGAGAUGCUCUUCCGCCAACUGAAGGGCCGUGAGUCCCAGAUAAGGAUCAUUUUGAACAAGGCUGACAACCUGGCCACGCAAAUGCUCAUGCGGGUGUAUGGAGCUCUCUUUUGGAGCUUGGCCCCUCUCAUCAAUGUCACGGAACCUCCACGGGUUUACGUCAGCUCCUUCUGGCCACAGGACUAUAAGCCUGAUACCCACCGGGAACUGUUCCUCAAAGAAGAGAUCUCUCUCUUGGAAGACCUGAACCAGGUGAUUGAGAACAGGCUAGAGAACAAGAUCGCUUUUAUUCGACAGCAUGCCAUCCGAGUCCGAAUUCAUGCCCUUUUAGUUGACCGCUAUCUGCAGACUUACAAGGACAAAAUGACCUUCUUCAGUGAUGGGGAACUGGUCUUUAAGGACAUUGUGGAAGAUCCUGAUAAAUUCUAUAUUUUCAAGACCAUCCUGGCAAAGACCAAUGUCAGCAAGUUUGACCUUCCCAACCGUGAGGCUUAUAAGGACUUCUUUGGCAUCAACCCCAUUUCCAAUUUCAAACUCCUCUCUCAGCAGUGCUCCUACAUGGGGGGUUGCUUCCUGGAGAAGAUUGAACGAGCCAUCACCCAGGAGCUCCCCAGCCUUCUGGGUAGCAUUGGGCUUGGGAAGAAUCCAGGUGCUCCUAACUGUGAUAAAACAGGCUGUGGUGAGACCCCAAAGAAUCGCUACAAGAAGCACUAGUUUCUGUGUAGCUAUUCUUGGGUCCCCACUGGUGAAUAAGCUUGUGUCCUAACUGUCUCAGAAGUCCUGGCUUGUUAACCCUUUGAGCCAUACUGGUGACAAUCAGUCUGCAUUGGAGAUUUGGGAGUUCAUUGAGGCUGGUGAAUCAGGGAAGGUUCUAGGGAGGAGAGUGGUAACUGUGAAUUAUAGUGUGCUUGUCAUAUUGCUUCAGUUAGAAGGCCUUGACACAGGCCAAGCCAGUCUACAAGGCUUCCUUUGCUUUUUCUGGGUCCUGUCUUAGAGAGACAGAGAGCAGCUAAAUUCUAAUGAAUAAUAAGAUAACGAGGGUCAAAUAAGCUAAACUCAGUGGAAAAUUCCUGAGUAAUAGAGGGUUCUCAGGUCUGUGUCAACUCCUCACACAUACAUCUUCUGUUUGAUCCCUGUCCCUCCUUGGCUCCCUCCUAAGCUUGGGUUGAUUUUCAGAAGUGGACAGACUCUUGAGUCUAAUCUUCAUAAAUUUUGAGCCCAACCUUGGAAUCUUCUCCAUGUUUUCCCAAGGGGUGGGGCAUCCAGAAAACUAAAACAUGAGUUUUCAAAUUAGGAUGUUGAUCUGCCACCCCAAGUAUAAUUUCAUUGAUGUCCCAGUUGGAGAGCUUAGAUACUUAGUUGUCCCUAAAAGGAGAGUGAGCGGGUGAUGUACUCAGGUACUUUCCCUCCUUAUGUGACUUACAUGAAGGUCCUGGAAGCACUCCCGGGGUUAAUUGGUUUGCGGUGUAUCUUUGUAUGUUGCAUGUCUUUGAAAGCUCAGAUCACAGAGGUGUUGGGUUUCAGAGAGGACAAUGGAGACCUUGCUCCUAGUCCUUGGAGGCUUCUCUGGACAGACAUUCUCCCAAGUUUCAGGGGAAGCUGUGUCCACAGCUUCUUUGUGGGAGCACUUGAUAGAGGACAUGUCUCUUCUGGUUCCCAGAACCAUGGUUUCUCUUUUCCUUUCUUCUCCAUUCCCUGAUGCAUUAAUACUUCCAACUGAGAAAAAGUCCCUGAAUCAGAACCAGUACCAGCCUUGGCAUUGGCACUGGUGCCAGAUAAGACCUGAGGUUCAGGUUCAACCUGAACUUCUGCAGAUGCCCACUGAAUGCAGUCAGGACAGCCAGGACCUUCAAACACCAGUGAAUGUGCACUUGAGGGCGUCAGACUUGAGGGCACAGAGAGAGGACUCCAGAGAGUCUUGCAUGGCACACAUACAUUGCCACCUUGAAGUGCAGGGGAGUGAGAGGCUCUGGGAGGAUGAAGAGAUUUUUGAUGGAGCGGGCAAGGUGAAGUUCAGCCUGCCUUGAGGGCUUUCUCUGAGCACAGCCAGCUGCUUUUUUGGGAGCAAGCUCUCCCGGGGGCCUUAGUUGUGAGGCAUGGGUUGGGAUCCGCCAGCACCAGGGUGUCAUCUAGAACAGAAGGAAAGUAGGUUGGAGAGCUGAGCCAGUCAUUCCUCCUAAGGAUCAAGUAGGUAGCAUAAGCAGUAAUCAAUGGAGACUACAUAGAGAACUUCAAUUUAGGAGUUUGUGUUUCUCUGAAUUCCUGGCAGUCUGGUGCCCCCUCCUAAGGGAGGCUACUGCUCUGGCUCAAUGUAGGGCCCAGGAUCUGCCACAAAUCAAAAGCCCCAGAGCUGCCAGGACACCGUUUCCAAGGAGUGAGUUUCUCCCGUCACAGUUAUUCAUGGCUAGGGCAGAUGAGCUGCAAUCUGUCUUGGAUUUUUCUUCCCAAACUCCUCCCCUCUUCUCUCUAUCAUGUGCUCUCUGGAGAGACUGUCUUUCCCACCCUUCUCCUUCAUGCCCCUCAUGCCUGUGGGUUUUGUGUGGCAAAUGUUUUUGCAGAAACCAGGGAAAAGGUUGAACUGUACGGACCUUGUCCUGGCUGUCAGUGCCUGCAUGCUUGGAGGAAAGCAGAUGACGUAAGGCCAAUUAAUUCUUACAGGAUUUGCAUUUGGGGGAAGACACCUUACCAGUAGUAUCCUCCUUUUGGAUUUUUCUCCAUCUAUUUCUUCUCUGUCUCCAUUUUGCUCCUCUCCUGCCCACAGGCCACUGACUGUCAGUACAGGUUUUUAGCACGUAUCCUUUGCCCAGCUCUGCAGAGAUGGAUUCUGAGCAAGUUCUGACUAUGGGCGUUUCAUCCCAGGAGAAGCAUGGGAUUCAGAGAUGUCUGUGCCUGAACAGUGGCUGACCUUUCCAGUGUUCUUUCCAUUCUGGUUUCAUCAGGGAGAACGUCUCAAUAAAGUUCCAAUCUCUCUUCAACGCCUUGGCCUUCUUGAUUGUCUCCAGCCAAGUGAAUUUCUUAGUUUCCUUUCAUCAAGUAGAGUAUUCUCUCUCUCUCUCUCUCUCUCUCUCUCUCUCUCUCUCUCUCUCUCUCUCUCUCUCUCUCUCUCUCCCUCCCUCCCUCCCUCCCUCUCUUUCUCUCUCUCUCUCUUUCUUUCUUUCAUUUUUUUAAAAAGACGUAUUUAUUUUAUGAACAUGGGUGCUCUGUCGGCAUGUAUACCUGCAUUCCAGAAGAGGGCAUCAGAACCCAUUAUAGAUGGUUGUGAGCCACCAUGUGGUUGCUGAGAAUUGAACUUAAGAUCUCUGUAUUCCCCAGAUCCUUCAGAGAAGCAGCACAGAUAGUGAUACCAGUUGGUUUAUGCCCUUUAUUAUACAGCUAUCUCAUGAUCUCUGUGGCUAUUGUGGAGUAAGAUCUGUUGGGAUGGUAAGGAUGGCCACCUUCCUCUGGCUAGCCCAGAAAGUCUCCAUCCCUCUAUUUGAAUGGGCAUGUGUAUUUUGAACAUGUCUUAACUCCCUGAGCCAGUAUCCAACCUACCACAUUUUAUAGUUUCUGGUGAAGUAAUCCCUUAAUUUGGAAGUUUUCUGUUCUGGGAUCCUCCCAAGAGGUUUUAUAAGCUGGUUUAAGAGCUAGUUUGAAAGGGAAAGAUGUGGGCCCUGGGGAAGAGGUAGAUGGUUAGAAAGAACCCACAAGGGAGAUCAGGACCCAUAAGUCUAGGCCACACCCACAUAGUUAUCCCUGGAAGGGUGCCAGUCAGUGGCUGAGAUCAAUGGGCUCUCUGGCUUAGGAGCAGUUGAUGCUAGGGCUGGACAAGUUGGCCAUGUUCUCCCAUGCUCACCUUAUGUAGGUCUGCUUUGAACAAUUGAACAACCUGACCUGCUUACCUGCUGCAACCUGGCCUCUCUCUCUCUUGCCUAGACCAGAAAUACAGAGCAUUGUCCUGGAAUAUGGAAGGCAAGCAACAAGGUCUUUUUCAAAGAGAAAUACAUGUAAUAGGCUAAAUUCUCCCUCAAAUUUGUUCUUUUCACAACUCAGGGUUGCCAUUAUGGGAGUUGAGAAAGGAACAGGAAGUGAAGAAGGCAGAACCGUAGGGCAUUCUAAACAUAGUCAGGAAGUGUGAGGGAUGGAGGUGAAAAAAAGUUGUAAGGACAUAUAUACAUGUUAUCUAGUGUGGUUACACAUACAUAUAUGCAUAUAUAUGUGCACACACAUGCACACACCCGGGACUCAAAAAAGCAUUCAAGCGAAGUCUGAGGGGACUGAGAAGCCGGUGAGAUGUGUGCUUUUGUGCCCAAAAGAUGCCUAAGUAUCUAGGGCAGUGUUGGACACACACUUGUAUGCUACUGGAAUGAAUAAAUAGAUGCUGAAGGAGAAGGUGACUUGUGUGUGUGUGUGUGUGUGUGUGUGUGUGUAUGUAUAUGUGACUGUGUAUGUGACUGUGUGUAUAUGUGUUUAUAACUCCAUGUAUGUAUGUGUGUAUGUGACUGUGUGUAUAUGUGUUUAUAACUGUGUAUAUAUGUGUGUGUGAUUGUGUGACUGCAUGUGUGUACCUGGAUGGCCCACCUAGGAUUGAGAUCGAGGAAGAGGCAUUCAAAGAGCAAUGCCCUGUCAGCUCCUGGCUUUGCAGGUAUGUCUUAGCCUUAAUCUCACAGGUAUUGGCAAUAUUUAAUGCCAGUUCCCCCUCAGUGACGUGACACAAAGCUUGGGCUUUUUCUAAUAAAAAGAAAUUGUUCUCUAGAAGAUCAUAAAGGUGACAAGGAGGAGACAACAGAAAGGAAAGAGACUAGUGGCCUAGAACUGUAUGCAGAGAAGGUGUGAUCAGUAGGUCUUGUCCUAAGGGAAAAUUCUCAGGCAUAAAAAGGGACUUUCCCUGUACCUGCUUGCAAUCUGGUAUGUAGUCUGUUUGUCUACACUGUGUAUAGGAUCCACAGUGUAGAAAAGAGUGUUUAUAGAGUAUUUCCUUUGUGCCAGAAACUGGGCUUCAGCCCUGUAAACAAAACACACAUCUAACAAAGAUGGGCUGAUCCUCUUACCUGUGUGUCCUGAGGCUUUAUAUGCGCAGGGAGGUCGCUGGCUGGCAGAGUUCAGAAAGCAAACGUCGUCACACUGCUUGGAAUCGAUUCUGGGCUUGCUACAGGAUGGCCUUGGGCAAAUGAUUAAACUGCAUUUCAGUCUCCUUACUCAUAAAAUGGAGACACUGUCAGUCUCUCCCUUACAAAAUUGUGGUAGGGAAUCAAUGACUCGGACAUGGAAUGUGCUUGACUUGACAUAGGACAAAACCAACUGACACUACUCAGUAAACUUUAGUCAUCAUUUCUAUCGUUAGUCAUAUCUCACCGAUGAGAGUGACUGUCAGAGUGGCCAGAAUGAAGGCAUGUGUAAAUGAGAGAGCUAAACUUCUACCCAGUGCCCAGCUCCCUGUUUGGCUCAGGCUGGGUUAUCUGUUCAGGAUUACAUUAGGUUACGCUGACUCUGACUCCAAGCCUUUUUCAAACUGGAGAAGAUUUGAUUGAGUUUCUAAGUGGUCAUUCAGUACUUCGAAUCAUUUUUUUUUAAGUUUGUUUAUGUAUUUACUUGGUGUGUGUGUGUGUGUGUUUAGAGGACAACUUUUGAGAGUCUGUUCUUUCCUUCCACCAUGUAGGUUCCAGGGAUUGACUUCAGGUUAUUAGGCCAGCAUAAAGUAUCUCUACUGGCUGAGCCAGCUUGCCAUCCCUACUAUACUCUUUUCUUCUUGUUGCUAUUGUUAUUAUUAAAAAUAGAUUUUAUACAAUAUAUUCUGAUUAUAGUUCCCCCUCCCCAACUCUUCUCAGAUAUUCAACCCACCCAAAUACAUACCCUUUUUUCUCUCUCUCAUUAGAAAACAAACAAGCAUCUAAAAUAAUAAGAUAAAGUAAAAACAAACCAGAAUAUGAGAAAACAGAUAAAUAGGGAAAAAAGAGCCAAAGAAAAAUCUUAAGAAACAUGUACAUUAGAAAAAGAUCUUUUUGAGAUAGAAUCUCACUAUGUAGCCCAAGAUGACCUUGAACUUGCUAUGUAGCCUAGUCUGUCCUCAAAUGCAUGGUCCGUCCCCCUGUCUCAGCUUCCCAUGGGGUAGGAUUACAGGUAUGUACCCCUAGGUCUAACUACUGUAGCUGAUGUGUGCUCAUCUGGAGCAUUACCCCAGAGUUCAUAGUACGCAUUUCUCAAACACUAAUAAAGGUGAUUGUGAACUUGG